Phlebotomus argentipes is the source of this 567-nucleotide messenger RNA. RefSeq names its product thioredoxin domain-containing protein 17. Gene Ontology annotation, molecular function: protein-disulfide reductase [NAD(P)H] activity. Lineage: Eukaryota; Metazoa; Arthropoda; Insecta; Diptera; Psychodidae. The record is from RefSeq and is a predicted model, not a curated record. Gene Ontology annotation, cellular component: cytosol. Bases 111 to 491 code for a protein of 126 amino acids. The transcript has 3 exons.
AGAGGCGUUGCAAUCGAAGAGGAGUUAUCUCUUUUGUUGGGGCGAGAAAGUGUGUUGGAAAAUCUUCCAAAAUAGCCCGAUUUUUCUCAAAUCUCUCCAGGCAGGUAAGGAUGGCGGUUCAACAUCAUGUUAAAGGAUAUGAGGAGUUCACCAAAUUGGUGGACGAACUGGAGACGUCUAAGAAGACCAUUCAUAUCCUCUUCAGUGGCGGAAAACAAGAGAAUGGCGAAAGCUGGUGCCCGUAUUGCGUGAAAGCUGAGCCGGUGGUUAUGAGUGCCUUGGAGAAAGCCUCCCCUGAGAGUCACUUUAUUCAUGUGGACGUAGGCGAGAGGACAUACUGGAAGGACCUCAACUGUCCCUUCCGGAAGGAUCCCCGGACGCACCUCGUCUUCUUGCCAACGCUGCUGCGCUGGAAGUCACCUCAGCGUCUGGAUGGAGAAAAGUGCUCUAAUGCUGACCUCGUGGAGAUGCUCCUGAGCGAUGAGGAUUAAAACACUCUUGUGGAUAAAAUAAAACAUUCAGGAAUGAUAUUUACAAAUUAAAAGAUCCGCUAUACUUCUUGAUGAA